CCGGAAAAACACAACAUAACUUUAUUCUCACCUGUUUUGCUUGUAUUAAUUUAAGAAAACACUGUUUGUCAUGUUUAGAAAAACAUUAAUAAAUAAAUACAUUUAAAAGAAAGGGGAAAUUGUUAUUACCAAAAGUAGCUAGUAUUCGCUCCGUCUUUUCAUUGGCUGAUAACCCGGAAGUAAUAGAAUGAUAUUUGGGAGGCGCGAAAUAAAAGAGUUUGUUUUCUUCCGAGCUGGACCACCUGAAGGUUUUAAGAAGCUAGUCGUUGUGAAUUUGGUUUCUUUUUAAUUCACUAUGUGUGAGAAGAUUAAGAAGGUGAACAGCUGGCUCAGCUCGGUGUUUGGAGAUCAGCCGGUGCCCCCCUUUGAGGUGAACACCAGGACGGUGGACAUACUGUACCAGCUGGCUCAGUCCAGUGAGGCCCGGUGUAGCGACACAGCUCUCCUGACAGAAGACCUCAGACAGAAAGCAUCAGAGUACCAGGCUGAAGGUGCUCAUCUCCGUGAUGUUCUUCUAGAAGGUGUAGGGCUGUCCUCCUCAAGUUUAUCAAAGCCGGCCUCUGACUACGUGUCUACUCUAGUGGACACUGCCAUGGUGCUGGGAGUCAGAGAUACCUCCCUGGGCAGCUUUAUGCCAGCAGUGAACAAGCUCACCGACAACCUGCUGGAAGAAGAGAAGUCGAACAGGAGACUUGAGAGGGAACUCAGGGCUGUCAGAGAGAGACUUGGUGCUACUCUGGUGCUGCGGAGCAACUUACAAGAGGAUAUCAACAAAACUGUUAAAUCUCAGUCGGUGGAGAGCGCUAAAGCAGAAGAGAGACUGCUCAACAUGGAUUUUGUGACCGCAAAGGCUAAAGAGCUCAGAAGUAGACAGGAGAGGGCAGAGGCUCAAUUCUUAUCCAGGAAUAUGGACAAGUCUAUCACCCACCAGGCUAUUGUUCAACUCUCUGAGGAAGUCACCGUGCUGAAACAAGAAAUAAUCCCCCUGAAACAGAAACUGAAGCCCUACAUGGACUUGAGCCCAAGCCCAUCUCUUGCACAAGUGAAAAUAGAAGAAGCAAAAAGAGAAUUGGCUGCAAUUCAUUCCCAACUUGAGGUGAAUAUGGAUUUCAAGUGAAUAUGUUUGUAAUGAUAAAAUUGUUCUUGUUUUGAGCUGUAAUUUUUGUAUAAUAAAGUAAUAAUUUUGCAAAA
This is a messenger RNA of Centropristis striata (black sea bass), 1191 nucleotides long. It is a transcript of the gene haus1, whose product is annotated as HAUS augmin-like complex, subunit 1. The record is from RefSeq and is a predicted model, not a curated record. Bases 296 to 1117 code for a protein of 273 amino acids. Lineage: Eukaryota; Metazoa; Chordata; Actinopteri; Perciformes; Serranidae. The transcript is spliced from 9 exons. Gene Ontology annotation, cellular component: cytosol; HAUS complex. Gene Ontology annotation, biological process: spindle assembly; centrosome cycle.